ACGCAUCGCCAAGGUCGAACAUUCGCAUUGCCGGUGUUCGUCGAACUUACUGACUGUCAUUUUAUUCGCUCGUCGAGGAUUCUCCCAGCGGCUUGUUACUCACUUACUGUUAAAGGGAAGCACGUGCAUGAGCCCCAUCUAUCUGUCGCCCCUUUUUUCAAACGGCAGAAACUACGGCUGAAUUGGAAGUUGAAACCCCCAAGAUUGCGUCGGACUCCAGAAACCUCCGGCCCGCACACAUUUCACCACACUCCAACCUCCACAACCUCCACCAUGCCUCCUCUACCGCACAUAUUCACAGACGUCAAGCUAGAGAAGGUCAUCUACGACGCUACCCUCAAGCUUCUGCACGCGAUACAGGACGGCGAUCUUGACACCUAUCACGAACUUGUGGCACAUGAUGUCACCGCGUUCGAGCCGGAGGCUGGGGAGCACCAGGUGCACGGUUUAGAUUUCCACCGCUUCUACUUUGACCUUGCCCAUCCCGGUAGCGGCCAAAAGGCAAUCAUUGCCCCAACAUCGGCCGCCGACGGCCCAACUCAGGUUCUCUACGCGCCCGAAACAUCUCCACCCACGACCACCGUCUCCUUCCCAACCCAACCACCCCCCAUUCAACAAAUAACCAUCGCAUCCCCCCACAUCCGCAUCCUCUCCCCAGACCGCACAUCCGCCCUUAUCACCUACAUCCGCGUGACCCAAAAGCUCGUUGACGCGUCGAAAGGUGCGGCGGGCGUGCAGGUGUCUACGUCGCAGGAGACGAGGGUGUGGGAAUAUGAUAAGAAGGAUGGCGUGUGGAGGAAUGUGCAUUUUCAUCGGUCGGUUGUGCCGCCGCCGUCAAGGCCGCCGGUGCAUGUCGGGCGUGGCGGUGGGAAGAGGGAGUGUCAGGCGUGUGGAAGGGAUAGAGGUAGCAACGCUAAAUUGUAGAAAUGCGUAAAUUUCAACGUACGGUAUCCUCUGACGAGCGGAGAUCAAUUUUGUAUCAAACACAAUUCACGACAGUACUUCCUUCGUAUAGGAGAAAAAAG
This is a messenger RNA of Fimicolochytrium jonesii, 1025 nucleotides long. RefSeq lists its product as uncharacterized. Bases 274 to 924 code for a protein of 216 amino acids. Gene Ontology annotation, biological process: protein phosphorylation. Gene Ontology annotation, molecular function: calcium/calmodulin-dependent protein kinase activity; calmodulin binding. Lineage: Eukaryota; Fungi; Chytridiomycota; Chytridiomycetes; Spizellomycetales; Powellomycetaceae. The transcript has 2 exons. The record is from RefSeq and is a predicted model, not a curated record.